This is a messenger RNA of Dreissena polymorpha, 6935 nucleotides long. RefSeq names its product ventricular zone-expressed PH domain-containing protein homolog 1-like. Gene Ontology annotation, molecular function: phosphatidylinositol-5-phosphate binding. Gene Ontology annotation, cellular component: plasma membrane. Gene Ontology annotation, biological process: regulation of signal transduction. Bases 89 to 2398 code for a protein of 769 amino acids. The transcript has 16 exons. The record is from RefSeq and is a predicted model, not a curated record. Lineage: Eukaryota; Metazoa; Mollusca; Bivalvia; Myida; Dreissenidae.
CAAUUGUUAAAUAUUUUGGUCAAUUAUUGUUAUUUACCUUGUCAAAUUGUAAAACUUUAUUUGAUGUGUAUAAUAAAAUGAGUCUGUAAUGCAUGAGCUGUUUGCACAAGUCCUCACCAAGAAGGAUCUGUCUAAGGCGGGAGAGUUAUUCUCCCUUGACGACAGUGACAUCAAGAAUGACCUCACACAGGUGCUUGAACGUAUCUGUGAGAUUGCCAAGAGUCCUGAGUAUGCCACAAGUGACAACGAUCAGUCAGUGGUAGAGAUAUGCAUCACUAGGGUCACCUCCGCAAUAAGAGAGACACACAGUAUAGAGGAGAAUGCAGCAGGUCUUGUACAACUCCUGGAAGUGUGCCACACCCACAACCUGCGUCCCUCGGGCAUCAAGGACGCUGACCCUCCACACACCAAAAUUGCCUCCGACAUCAUGAGCUGUCUUUUCAUGCAUUACGGCAAAGAGAAGGUGAUGUCCCUUGCGAUACCUGUCGUGGUGAAGUUCCUUAGCACAGACCAUAAGGAGCUGAGUCACAAUGUAUCCAGUUACCUCUCCCUGGCCGCCAUCGACAAUGCCGACAUGCUUGCCCAGUACAUGGAUCUUAUUGUCAACAGCAUUCUUAAAGGCAAGCACGCUCUUGCGAGAGUGUUGCCACAGAUUUACACGCAGAACCCCGAGCCGGUAACCAGGCGACUUCCGGAACUGGUUGCUGUUUUUGAGCCUUGUGGCGUGUCGGAGCGCGUCAGCCUCUUGCAAGUGUUUGGCAUGAUCGCCAAGUCCAAACCAAAGAUCCUGGAAUUGCACGUGGCGGCGUUCUGUAAGUACCUCUCCGUCAGUACCCUGAUACCACUCAUACUCGCCAUGUUUGUCGACAUGGCCACGGCCAAUCCUGCGGCGUUCAUUGACCACAUGACCGUACUGAAGCAGAUGGUGGACCAGCAGGCGGCGUUCCUACACCAGGUCGUACAGAUUGUUGGGGCUGUGGGCACCGUGUCACAGCCGCAUGCAAUCCGAAGCAUGGCGUAUCUGGUGUUGCUAUUGGCGAAGGUGACUGACCAAUCAGCGCUUGUAGUCAUUCUGCAGGAAAUCAAGGCGUUGGGGCUGCUGCACCAUGAACUUCUGGAAGACAACAUCUCUGAGAUCAGUCGCCUGUCACAGAGUGGGUCCAGCAGCGUGAGGAUCCUGGUCCAUCAGCUGAAGGAGGACCACAAGAAAUAUUCUGGUCAGAGAGAGAUGAGGUCAGUGUCCAGUCAGACAGAGGGCACGGUCACCAUCAUCACCGUCGGCAGCCCGGCGUAUCCUAGCAAUGUUGUGGGCGUCAGGCAACAGCAACCCAAUAGCGCUCGUUCCAGUCAGCAGAGCCUGUCAAAAUCUUCCAGAAAUAGCAUUUCCAACAACUGGUCCCUGACUGACCGACCAGUAAGCCCUGCCUCCACGCUUGACCGGGCAUCGCUAAACAGCGCCCUCACAUUGAACAGCAGCUCUGGACUUCCGCCAGAACCAUUGCGAGAUGGUGUGAAACUGUUCUGUGAAAAGCACAUGGAUACUAUACGAAAAUUCAUCAACAGUCUUUCAGCGAGAAUUCCUCUUCCUGCCAAGUGCAGCAUUGUGGAUGGUCGUCACAAACGCUAUGUUCGUCUGAACUUCCACUGCGGUAUCCACGGCAGCCACUGUCUCUACGGGAAGCAGUUCUUUGUCCUCAACACGAAACUUCCCAAGACCUGGAUCCAUCUCAUGUUUUUAGCUGUUCAGGCGCAGUCUCAGUCGGCGCUGAGCCAGCAGGACCUGAGUGUGAGCAGUCUCAAGGCAUGCUGGGACGCCCUCUACCCCGAGAAGGGCAAUAGGGGUUACCUCACCCUGGUCACGUCAUCUUUCCCCUCAGCCAGGGACCAGGAUGCACUUCUGCAGGAGCUCCACAGCGUGCGCUACUUUGACGUGUUUGAGUUCAAUGCACCGAAGAAAUACUGGGCCUGUUUCAUGUGCAACCAUCCGGAGAAAUUGUCUCAACUAAUGCCCGAUGGGAGCCCUGUAAUAGCAGGACAGCUGAAGGAGAAGAAGGGACGAUGGAAGUUCCUGAAGCGAUGGAAAACGCGCUACUUCACACUGUCUGGUAGCCAGAUCACCUACAGUAAAAGUGAUUCUAGCAAAGAAACAUUGCCAGUUCGUGAGAUUCAAAGUGUGAAAGCUGUCCGAAAAGGCAUCCGUGACAUUCCAAAAGCGUUUGAAAUUUUUACCACCGAUCAGAAUUACGUCUUCAAAGCCAAAGGUCAACAGGACAUUGAGCCUUGGGUGCAGUGUAUUCAUCUCGCCGUUGCCAAGGCGCAGACGGAAGCCGAACAGAAUAUUGUGGAGAACGCCGUCAUACCCCGCCCUCGACCAACUGUGCGCGAUACGAAACUGUGACAUUAAAAAAUGAGUUAUUGGACCGUGCGCGAUAAGAAACUGUGACAUUGUGAAAUGAAUUAAUGAGACAGUGCGCAAUACAAAACUGUGACAACGGGAAAUGAGUUAAUAAGACAGUGCGCGAUAAGAAACUGUGACGUUGUGAAAAAGGUUGUGAAUUUUCUCUACUCUUUGCCUUUCCAUAAAGCCCCUUUCGCUGAAAUAAUUCAUUUGUCCCACAUUUCAUGUUAACUCUGGAAACAUUCUUGCCCCUUCUCGGUUUUGUAGACUUAUUCUUCCUCAAAGGAAUACUAGUCCAUUUAUCAUAAAGGAUAAAAUAGCUGCAGAUGCUAUGAGUUUGUUAAUACAAUAUCAGAUAAGGAUGAAUUGUAUGAUAAAAUUUCCCAUAGCUAUUUAAAAGUAUUACAUAGUUUACUGAACUAAGAAUUGUUAGUAAGUUAUGAAAAAUGAUUUGUAAUGAAUAAAUUGUUACAUAUUAUUAUGGAUGGUUUUAACCCUUUGCAUGCUGGGAAAUUUGUCCUCUGCUGAAAUGUUGUCUGCAGAAUUUGUAAAUUUAGCAUUUUCUUCGAUUUUUUUCAAAGAAUACUAUCAGAAUAGCAAACAGUUUGGAUCCUGAUGAGACGCCACGUUCUGUGGCGUCUCAUCUGGAUCCAAACUGUUUGCAAAGGCCUUUAAAAUUCGGUUCCCGCACUGAAAGGGUUAAAGGUAAGCCACGUUCUGGAAAACUGGCAUUGAUGCAUGUGCAUAAAGUGCUGUCCAAGAUAGUCAGUCUACACAGGGAAAUAUGUACGAAACUUUUCUUUUUUAAGGAAGUCUCAUCUAAACGAAUGUUCAGUCUAGGCGAAAAUUGUCAUCCUUGAUUAGCCUGUGUGACUGCGCAGGCUAUUCUUAAACGACCCUUUAAGCAAAUGCUUUAAACCCAGUUUUACCAAAACGAGGCUUAGAGGAACGUGUUCUAUGUGCCGAAAGAGAUUAAGAUUGGUUCUAAGGAAACGUAGAAAAACAUUGUAUAGCAGCUAUACUAAAGAUUCACAAAGGAACAAACUUAAUUUAAAAUCUUGGGUGUCCACGACAUAUUAAAGCUACACCCAAAACAGAAUUUACAAUCAAUUGUUAAAUAUAAGACAAUGAUGUUUGAUCAAAAUGGCUUGAAUAGUUGUAUAUGCAUUAUUAACCAAACCAAUUUGAAAACGUGUGGUAUAUCAAAGGGUUUUACAUCAUACAGAACUGUUGGAGGAAUGACUUAUGAGAAUCUUAGCAAUAUAUAUAUGUAUUUACUGAUUGUAUCAUUCAGUUUUGAUGAGAUAGUAAUUUACUAUCUAUUGUUUUGACAUAAAGGACACUGGAUUAAAAAUCCAGAAUGCGUAAAUAAUUUGCUGUUCAUGCAAUAAUAUCUCAUAGAAUGAUAGUCUGUGAAAUAAAAUAUUUUAUGUUGACGGUAUAUAUAACUGUGAUAUAUGAAAAACACCACCUGGAAGGUUUAUUCUGUAAAUAAAAAACAAAGGUGUCUCAGUGGAAAUAGUUUUCAUGCUAUAAUAUGUUAAGGUUAGUAAGCAUUGAAUUAAUUCGUAAUAUGGUUUCAUUUUUAUUGAUCAUUUUAUAGGAUUUUUUUAUUAAUUAGUCUAUCUAUGUUACUGCACACUCAGCGAAACCUGAAAUUGAGUCAAAUCAAACAUUCGGGCAUUGUCCAACACAUUUUCUGUCACAAAUUUUGAAACAUUUACAUGGAACAAUCAUGGACUGUGUUUGAAAGAUGUCCAUAUGUCUGACAUGAUUACAAACUAAUCAGGCCAUGUGUUUGACAUGUUCUAAUGCUAAUAUUUUUUUCUAUCAAAAUUUAUAUUUUAGACUCAUUCUGGAAAAUAAUGCUUUAUGCAUGUGCGUAAAGUGUCGUCCCAGAUUAGCCUGUGCAAUUUACACAUGCUUAUCAGGGAUGACUUUUUCCAUCCAGGCUGUUUUUUGUUUAGAGGAGACUUCCUUGGAAUGAAACAUUCCAUAAAAGUGUUAAGUGCCGUCUCUGAUAAGCCUGAGCAGACUGCACAGGCUAAUCUGGAAUGACACUUAAAGCACAUAAAUUAAGCACUGUUUCUUCAGAGCAUGGUUCAUUGUGUAUGCCUAUAGAUAAACCUCUGUAUUAUGUAUUGAAUUCCUUAUUAACCCUUUGCAUGCUGGGAGAUUUGUCGUCUGUUAAAAUGUUCUCUGCUAAAUUUCUAAAAUUAGCAUUUUCUCCGAUUUUUUUCAAAGAAUACUAUCAGAAUAGCAAACAGUUUGGAUCCUGAUGAGACGCUACAUUCUGUGGCGUCUCAUCUGGAUCCAAACUAUUUGCACAGGCCUUCAAAAUUCGGUUCCCGCACUGAAAGAGUUAAGUACCACAUCUGAUUUGGUGAAAUGAUUAAAGGUCCAUAACAUAUUUUAAUAAGGCUAAUUAUAAAAGUGUGACGUAAUACUUUAUUUUCAAAUAUCUCUUUUUUGUUGAAUAGACUUUUUCAGAGAAUAGACCAUGUUCAAAUACUCACUGGAUUAUUUAAAUAUCAUUCUAAGACUGUGUUUAGUGACACAUAUAAGAUUUUAUUAGAUUUAAUACAAUAUAAAAUGUGGGCUAAUCUAUUUGCAUUUAAUGACAUUUUUAUGAAAUACAGGAGAAAUUUAGAAAGUUCGUGACCGAUCACUUUAAAUUUGGAGGCUACAGUCUCAGUUAUUUCCACUGAUCUUAAAGUAUUAUUUGAAUUGAUUUUUACACAAGUUGUCAAAGAUGACUAAACUGGUUAUGUGUUUACUACACGUAGUAUCUAGUGUUUGUUCCUUUUUCUGCUCUUAUGAUUUUUAAAAUCACAUUAUGCCCUGAUAUAUGCAUUUAAAAAAAAUCAAAAUACAUGUAGAUAAUGGGGUCAACAGUUUUCUUUCUAUAAUAUUUGUGUCAAAAUUUUACCUUUACACUUAGUAAACUAUAACAUAAAUUAGCAGUUGUCGUAGUAAAUCAACUUUUUGUUUGUUUUUUAAUAGAAUUAUUUUAAUUGAAAAAAUUAACUUUAUUGAAAUUUCUUAGAAGUGUUUUGUUAAUUUCAUAUUGACCUAAUUUUUUUUUUCAAUCCAAUGAAGUUGAUGAUAAUCAUGUUUAUAAAUUUUUCAGCAACUGUAUGAUAUUAAUGUUGUUUUAUUUUCUAAGAUAAAUGUGAAUAUUAUUCUUGUAAAUAUAGAUUUUGUUUACUAUAAUUAUUAUACUGUAUAUUUUGACCACAAAUAAUCAAGCAUCUCACUGCUGUCUAUGUUAAACAUUUUAACUACCAGAUGCUAUUUCAAAUAUAGUCAACACAUGCGUUUCAUAUUUGGAGCCUAAAUCAAAACCUUAUUCAGAAGCUAGAGUUCUAGAUUAAGUAGUAGACAGUUAUUUUAAAAUGUAUGUAGCCUUAUAGCUGUUGUCCCUAGCUUUCAAGUCACAAUUUCUCAUAAAAACAAUUUCGGUAUCAAUUACAUUUGCUUGAUGUCAGUAUGCUAUUUGUAAUAAGCAUUCAAAAUAUUACUAAGCAAAAUAAGCUUUUCAUAUUUAUCAUUCACAUCAUGUUGUAACAUGUUGUAAAACUCCAUAAACAUCGUAUGAAAAAUAAGAUCGAUGUAUUAUUAUUUAUUAUUACUUUUUAUGGAUCUUUGUUUGUCAAUUUCUGUGCAGUACGGACGAAUUGGCAUCAAAAAGAUCUGAAAUAAUUAUAUAUAACAUGUAGGAAAUUUAGUAAAUGGUAAAUAAAAAUGUAAUUUAUAUUAUUAUAUAUUACGAAAGGUGCUUACUCAUUUAACAAAAAAAAAACGUCAUAUUUUCCUAAUGACAAUAUAAAUCAAAUCCUGCAUUUUAUUGAUUUUUGUUUUAUUUAUGUACAUGUAUUGUUUAAUUUUCAGUAGAUGUGCAAUAACAUUAAUGUUGAAGAUAAAAUAUAACUCUCUGGUGUUGGUUCCGUCAUGUUCGUUUCAAUAUGCACUUUUAAAGUUAUCUAAAUUCUAUUUAUGUUGUGUUUUUGUCGCUAACCCCGGUUGAAGUUAAGUACUUGUAGGCAGUAACAGUUUUAUAUUGGAAGAUUGCUAAAUGUGUAUGUGGAUUGAACUUAACAGUUUCAGUUAUCUAAUAGUUUUGGAGAUUUUCUUCUGUGUAAAUGCUAACAUUCCAUGAUAUGUUUCAAAUGCCUUAUUCAAUAACUAGUAUAUAAGUAAAGAUUGAUGCAUCUCAGUAUUUUGUAGAAUCAUAAAUGACUGGUUAUGUAAUAACAUGUUGUCUUUAUGUUUAUGAUUUAUGUAUGCAUAUGCAAUAUUAUUUAAAAUUUUACUAUUCCUGGAAGGUCGAAAUGAAAUAAACAGCAAUUGAAUGGUAGACAAUUUCAAUAAAUAUAUAGAACUGGAUUUUUAUUGUAAAUGAAAUAACUACUAAUUUUGAUAUUAAGUAUACUUGUGUUUCUUUGAUAAACUUAAUACUGUGAAACGUGUAUUUAUGUUAUGCCAAUGCUUUUGUUUUCUUACAAUUAUUUUAUGUUUACAUUUCAAUAAAUCUUUU